This is a messenger RNA of Calypte anna (Anna's hummingbird), 1615 nucleotides long. RefSeq names its product coenzyme Q5, methyltransferase (gene COQ5). The record is from RefSeq and is a predicted model, not a curated record. The transcript has 7 exons. Lineage: Eukaryota; Metazoa; Chordata; Aves; Apodiformes; Trochilidae. Gene Ontology annotation, biological process: ubiquinone biosynthetic process. The coding region runs from base 171 to 1109 and encodes 312 amino acids. Gene Ontology annotation, molecular function: methyltransferase activity.
ACCAGGAGGGACUCAGCACCGGGGUGUCUGGCGGCUGUUCGAGGCCGGUUCAGCCCGGUGUCCGUACCCGAUGUGGGGCUCCGGGCCUGAAUCGCGCGUUUCUCGGAGCCGGGCCCCUCCCGUGGCCGCGCCCUCCGCCGGUACCGGUGCCGAGGUCGUGCCCUCGCAAGAUGGCGGCUGCGGGGCUCUGCCCGUCCCGGGCCCUGCUCGUCCGCCCCGGCGGGGCUCUGCGGGCUCUCGGCGGCUCUUGGCGGGGCCUCGCCGCGGGGCCGGAGACACAUUUCGGCUUCCAGACCGUGACCGAGGCGGAGAGGAGGGAGAAAAUUUACCAGGUCUUUGAAAGUGUGGCCAAGAAAUACGAUGUAAUGAACGAUUCAAUGACUCUAGGGAUUCAUCGGGUGUGGAAGGAUAUUCUCGUGCAUAAAAUGAACCCCUCCCCAGGAACACUCCUUCUUGAUGUUGCUGGAGGAACAGGUGACAUUGCCUUUCGGUUUAUUAACUACGUCCGCGCUUCACGAGAACGGCAGCUCCAGAGGAAGCUUCGGCACCAUCAGAAUCUAUCGUGGCAGGAAAUUUCUGAGAGUUACCAGGAAGACAAAUCUAACUCCCUGGGGGAUUCCCAAGUGGUGGUCUGUGACAUUAACAAAGAAAUGUUAAAAGUUGGGAAGCAGAAAGCACAACAUCUUGGCUACUCUGCAGGUUUAUCCUGGGUGCUUGGGAAUGCUGAAGAGUUGCCCUUUGAUGAUGACAAGUUUGAUGUUUACACAAUUGCAUUUGGAAUCCGAAAUGUAACUCGUAUUGAUUUGGCACUCCAGGAGGCCUAUCGUGUGCUGAAACCAGGAGGAAGAUUUCUCUGCCUUGAAUUCAGUCAUGUCAGCAACCCUCUUCUUUCCAGGCUCUAUGAUCUGUACAGCUUCCAGGUUAUCCCAGUUCUGGGUGAGGUUAUUGCUGGUGACUGGAAGUCUUACCAGUAUCUUGUGGAGAGCAUCCGGCGCUUCCCCCCUCAGGAGGAGUUUAAAGCAAUGAUAGAAGAUGCAGGGUUUUUUAAAGUAGAUUAUCAGAAUUUAAACUUUGGCAUUGUUGCCAUUCACUCAGGUUUCAAACUGUGAGUCUACCAUAUAGCAAAGCACAGGAAGUGUAAUUUUCCUAAGGCAUGGAGGGGCUGGAAUUUGAACACUGUCAAGACUGAAGAGGAGUUUAAAAAACUUGUGCAACACAUACGUACUCAGCAGUUGGGCCCAGAACAUCCGCUGCCUUUUUUACCCCAAGGAUCCUGUAAAUGAAGGCACACCUGUGACUUUUCUUUCAUUUGCAUUUCCCUUCAACAUAAAGGAUGUGGCCAUAACUGAGCCAUGCACACAAAUGAAGCAACUUCAGUUCUUCAGCUACCAGUGGUGUGGAUACAGAAAUAGACUGGUCUUUGAAUCAGCUGCCUCCAUUUUCCAACUGAGCUUCAAGGAGGCAAUCAUACCAGUGAGCAGCAACUUGGAUUGAUCAGAUUUUUGUUAAGCUGGCAUUAUCUUUGUCAUGUGGACUCUAAGGGAUUUUCCCCAUGAUUCCUUCACUUCUUUCAAAGGUAAAUGGAAGGUUUGUCAAAUAAACAGCUCUGAAUCAA